Paramisgurnus dabryanus is the source of this 1981-nucleotide messenger RNA. The record is from RefSeq and is a predicted model, not a curated record. NCBI's taxonomy places the organism in Eukaryota, Metazoa, Chordata, Actinopteri, Cypriniformes, Cobitidae.
GAGAGAGAGACGGGCAGAUAACCUGACUGAGAAGACUCGCAAGAAAUAAAGACCAUGAGAUGUAAGAUUGAGGCAAAAAAAUCAGUGAUGGUGUUUUGCAGCUCUGAAGUCAGGGUGCAGGCCAGCUGCUGUUUUGCGGUUUGUUCCUGAGGUUAUGCCUGACAGUAACUUGAGCCGUGUGCGCAGGCUGAUAAAAUGUGGAUUAAGCAGGAAGGAGAAACUAGAGGGGGCAGCAAGAAGCAUAGCUGUGACGGCUCACUCGUGUCCCUCAAGGACCCAGAUCUUCAUUAGACAAAACCGUCCAUGAAAAAUUCCUUCAUUUUCAGAUAGUGACCCGUCCCAUCCUCACUUAGAGAAGGACCCAGAGACUUGCUCCAUUGUCUCUGUCUAGCGACCAGGCAGAGAAGAGUAUGCUAGACAAGGCAUCAGCUGUUGUAUGGUGACCGGAGACGAGGCCUGCUUUAUGAAUGGUUCUUUUACGGAUACAUCACAGACCUGGAGUCAGAGAUACCACCGUGUACUUUGCUUGACUAAAGAAUGAAUCCGUCACAAUGUUCUGCUUUCACACCUGUCACAGAAGACUGUGUUUUCUUUAAAUCUCCAAAGCCACCAAACAUCAGUAACAGCAGCAACAUGAACCAGGAAAGAGAUGGUGGAAAGCUAUUUGGAUGCAGCUAAACCUUAACAUAUCUGUCCUGGAAGUCUAGCUGGACGUCCUGUCACAGCUGGUAUCUGCCCUGAGCAUCAUUAGCGGCAAGCAUCAUGUCAGAGCUGGAGGACUAUUCCCCUCCCAGGGGCCACCCACAUCCCGACCCGGCUCGAAUCCAGCAGAACCUUCUGGAGGAACAAGUGGAGCUUUGGUGGUUCAGCGAACCACGCAAAUCCUUAUUAUGCUACUGCGCUUCAGUGUCCCUGAUCUUAGGCUGCGGUUUGGGUGGUGUAGGCCUGCUCUCCACCACCACCAGCCUUUCCAGCGAGUGGAGGUUGGGAGCCGGGACGGUCCUUUGCCUUCUCGCCCUGGCCGUUCUACUGAAGCAACUGCUGAGCUCUGCCGUCCAGGACAUGAACUGCGUACGCAGCAGACGGCGGAUAAACAUGCUAAAGAGCGGGGGCUUGUCCGACAUUCUGGUCAUGUUGAUCACGGGAAUCUCUUUGGUUAUUUGUGGGGCCGUGCUCCUGAAUGUGGCUCUGGCCUACCACAUGCCCAAACCUGGCAAGGCUUUGAAUGACAUGUUCAUAUCCGGGGUGGUGUUGUUGGCGGGCGGGGGUUUUACAGUGUUAGCGGUCGGAGUUUAUUCCACAGUGGUUUUCCUUUUAGAGAGGACAGGCCCGGGACAGAGGAGGUGGGAGAGGACAGUGGGAAUCUUCACCAUUUCAGGCCAAAUGCAGGCAAGGAGAGAGACAGCUUCAAGCCUGGCGCGUCUGAUUUAAUAGUGUGGCUACAUAAUUUAUAUGGCAUUCUUGAUAAACUUGAAAUAAGACACUGAACUUUGCAGUCUUAGGGCAAUAAAAAAGCCUUCGGUGAAACUUUGCACUCAUUACACUACUGCACAAAUCACACGAGACAUUUACAAUUACAUCCAACGAACAGGCUGAAGGUUACAAGCAUAAAACCACGGAGGGUUCAGGCCCAAACAUUUUGUUUAUGCAUCACUGUACAACGAAGGAAGUACAGAAAAGAGCACAAAUUUAAUCAUUAACACAUUGAUUUUGGUAAAAAUUGCUUUCUAACAUUCACUGCCUCCAGCAUUAUUUGACAAUACUGUGUGUGUCCUUCACAGCUUUAUUUAUGUGGGCAAAACUGAGCAAGCCAAGUGUCCAUCUAGGGAUGUAUUUAGCUUUCCAUGGGAUUUAAUGUUUGCGUGAAUGAGUGGAUCACGACUGUCGGGACUGGGAAUUUAUACUACAACUUUGUUCUGUGUGCAGGCAACACUAAGAAUAAAAUAAAGGAUAUGAAUGUAAAUCUGCAGGAUAUGAUAUA